AUGAACCAAACAGACUGCCCUGAGGUGAAGUUCCCCUUCACUGUCUUCUUCAUUGUUGGAAUAGUCAGCCUGGCUGAGAACCUCCUGGUUGUGGUGGCAGUCAUCUGCAACAGGAACCUCCACUCACCCAUGUACUGCUUCAUCUGCAGCUUGGCUGCCUUCAACACUAUUGCCAGUGUCACGAAAACCUGGGAAAAUCUGAUGAUAGUUUUAUCUGAUGUGGGACAGCUGGAGAAGAGGGGCCCAUCUGAGACGAAGUUGGAUGAUGUGAUGGACUCACUGCUUUGCAUGUCGUUUGUGGGCUCCAUUUUCAGUUUCCUGGCUAUUGCUGUGGAUCGUUAUAUCACCAUCUUCCAUGCGCUACGAUACCACAACAUUAUGACAAUGCAGCGAACUGGAGCCAUCUUAGGAGCCAUCUGGACAACAUGUGGAGUGUUGGCCGUGCUGAUGGUGAAAUUUUUUGACUUCAAGUUCGUCAUGAUCUGUCUUGUUUUUUUCUUCAUCAUCUCCUUGGUAGUCAUUUGUUUUCUCUACGUCUACAUGUUUAUGUUGGCUCGUAUCCAUGCCAAGAACAUUGCAUCUCUUCCCAAUGGUAGAACGUCUCGGCAUCAGCAGAGGUGGAGCAGCAACAUGAGAGGGGCUUUGACCCUCACCAUUCUGUUUGGAGCAUUUGUGGUGUGUUGGGUGCCAUUUUUUCUCCAUCUCAUCAUUAUUAUGGUGUGCCCCACGAACCCUUACUGCGAGUGCUACAGAUCUCUGUUCCAGCUGCAUGUGGUGCUGAUGAUGAGCCACGCCCUCGUAGACCCAGCCAUCUACGCCUUCCGCAGUGUUGAACUUAGGCACACUUUCAGGAAGAUGCUGCUUUGUUCCGAAGGCCAAUUAUGCUCUUGA
This is a messenger RNA of Nematolebias whitei (Rio pearlfish), 891 nucleotides long. It is a transcript of the gene mc2r, whose product is annotated as melanocortin 2 receptor. The record is from RefSeq and is a predicted model, not a curated record. Gene Ontology annotation, cellular component: membrane. The transcript is spliced from 2 exons. Gene Ontology annotation, biological process: G protein-coupled receptor signaling pathway. Gene Ontology annotation, molecular function: melanocortin receptor activity. Bases 1 to 891 code for a protein of 296 amino acids. Lineage: Eukaryota; Metazoa; Chordata; Actinopteri; Cyprinodontiformes; Rivulidae.